ACAACAUGGAUAGACUCAUGUUUGCAUUGAGUGGUUUCCUCGCAUUUGCGUUAGCACUGGACUGCGCAUGUGCAUCACCUGACAUUCAACGUAGCUGUGAAAAUGAACCACAAGCGGCUUACUUGAGCAUGAUGCGUGGAAGAAUUGGUAUAACAACAAAUCAGAUGCACAUGAUUGGGUCCGGACACUUCCGCGCACGACCAUGUCAUGAUAUGAUGCAGAUGAUGAGAGAAAAUAACAGACCGCGAUGUUUGAUGUACAGCUGUCGACGGUUUGCUGGUCGUCAAUUUACAGCAGCCAUAGGCUGUCCACGUACGGAAGUUCUCACAAACGGCUGUAUACCCAGGAAAGCGAUAUGUGAUCCAAAGUAUCCUUUUCGGACGACAACCGGCGUCUGCAACAAUCUCUUACACCCAGAAUGGGGUACCUAUGGUGCAAUGCAGCGGCGUAUAGUUCCAAAUGCCUACCAUGACGGCCAUUCAACUCCUCGGGUGUACUCAUCUUGCUCGGGGAGCGAGUUGCCACCACCCCGUGUAAUCAGCAACAAGGUCCACGCGGCAGGCCAAGUGGCGAGGUUUGAGAUGAACUUGUCCUAUUUGGUCAUGCAAACGGGGCAGUUUCUAGCACAUGAUUUUAUACGCACCAAGACAUUUACACGGGAUGACCAAGAACCCCUGCAGUGCUGUCAACAAGACUCAAAAUGCCCUGAAUGUUUCCCUAUUUCUCUACCAAUGUUUGAUCCGAUGAAAAAGCCGUGCAUGUCAUUUUCCAGAUCAAAUGCCAAAUAUGAUUGCUCAAAGGUUCGUCAGCAGAUUAAUUUCGCUACAUCAUAUGUGGACUUGUCAGUUUUGUAUGGAGCGAGGGAAGAAACGGCACGGGACCUUAGGACAUUUGUUGGUGGUCAGCUGAAGUCUAUACACACCAAGCUUACCGUUGACCCGACUGAUAGUACAUGUGAACUGAAAGGAACAUUUCAUCCCACGAAGAACUACUGUCCUUUAUCAGGUGAUCCGAGAGUAAAUGAACAGCCGCUCAUGUCAUCCUUCCACACAAUAUUCAUGCGAGGACAUAACAGUAUUGCGACUGGCUUGUCCAACGUCAAUCCACAUUGGGGAGACGAGAUGCUGUAUCAGAUUGCCAAAAAGAUCCUGAUUGGUGUUUGGCAGAAUAUCGUUUAUGGGGAGUACCUUCCUCAAACUAUUGGACUUGCUGCGAUGGUCAGCAAUAACAUCCAGCUUGCGCCGAAAGGCUACAAGGACACGUAUAACCCACUUGUUGACGCUACAACACUGAACGUUGGUGGCCUGGCCUUCCGAUUUGGUCAUUCGACCGUUCGGCGAGAUAUAGCCCUUCUAGAUAAACACUACAAGAAUCCAACCCCACCGGAACCUUUGUACAAUCACUUCUUCAAGGUUCCUCUGUACCACGCAUUCAAUGGUCAGGCAAUAGACGAUAUGCUGCGCUGGACUUCUAAUGCCAAGAGUUCCGGAUUAGACAGAUAUCUCGAACCGAGCGUGCAGCAGAUGUUGUACAAAGACGACACCGGCGAGGUGUUGGAUCUUGCAUCUUUCAACAUUCAAAGAGGUCGUGAUCAUGGGUUGUCUGGUUACAACGCCUACCGUCACGUGUGCGGCCUCAGCGUCGCAAAACAUUUCGGUACAGGCCCUGGAGGCCUUGUCGACAUGGACCCGGACACUGCCAUGCAUCUGAAAAAAAUAUACAGUUGCCCAGACGAUAUAGACAUUUGGACGGCCAUAAUAUCAGAGAGAAGGUACGACGACGCAUGGGUGGGACCUGUGGGCCAGUGUAUUAUCGCAAAAUUGUUCAAGCGUUUCAGAGACGGCGACAGGUUCUUCUUUGAGCGACCGGACCCAAUAGUUGGCUUCACGCCUCCCCAGCUACACGCAAUUAAAAAGAUAACACUGUCUGCAUUGGUCUGUGCAACUACUGACAUGCUCGAAAUUCAGGAGAACAUUUUCAGGACUGACCAGAUGAAGAAACCUUGCGCUCUGUAUCCGAAAGUGGAUCUGGACCUUUGGAAAACACAUGCGUGAACAGUAUCGAUUACACUCCUAAUACAAGUCAUAUAGAACAAUGACAUAUCAAUUUCUAACAUCAACCUUAGUUAUUCUUUUGAUCUAAUGUAAUUUGGUAUAUUCAUCGAAUCUUUAUUAUGUUCAAAUACGUUAAAAAUGUAUAUUAGUUUGUAAUUAUUGAUAGUUGAA
Molecule: messenger RNA, 2225 nt
Organism: Dreissena polymorpha
Lineage: Eukaryota; Metazoa; Mollusca; Bivalvia; Myida; Dreissenidae
Product: chorion peroxidase-like
Exons: 15
Coding region: 6-2054 (682 amino acids)
Biological process (GO): response to oxidative stress
Molecular function (GO): peroxidase activity; heme binding
Source: RefSeq, a predicted model, not a curated record